Messenger RNA from Drosophila arizonae, 3466 nucleotides. RefSeq lists its product as uncharacterized. Gene Ontology annotation, molecular function: serine-type endopeptidase activity. Lineage: Eukaryota; Metazoa; Arthropoda; Insecta; Diptera; Drosophilidae. Gene Ontology annotation, biological process: proteolysis. The record is from RefSeq and is a predicted model, not a curated record.
GCUCCUUCAACUGAAUUGUAACACAGCGUCAAAAAAAAAAAAAGCGUGGAGCAUCGGGCGCCGGAAAAUCCCCAAAGCCAAAAAAACACAAUAACAACAACAACAAGAGGCAAAGAAACCAGUGGAGCGGGGAUCAAUGAACGCGGCACGCAGCAGCUGCGAGCAACAACAACAACAACAGCAGAAGAAGAAAAGCGAAACGGGCCAGCAAUUGGCUUCAAGUUCAAAAUCGCCAUAACAACAGAAGCAGCAGCAGCAGCAGAAGCAGCAGCAGCAGGAGUAACAGCAGCAGCAGAAGCAGCAAUAGUUGCAACUCCAACAGCAACAAGCAGGAAGUUGCGCAGCUGCACCUUAAUUGGGCGCAGUGUCAUUACCACCACCACCAACACCACYACCACCACCACCACACGCGCUCAUCCCCGCUCAAUGUAAGAUGUUAGUGGCCAAACACCAACACAAUACCAAAACCAAAACCAACAGCAACAGCAAUCGCAGCAACAGCAACAGUUGCCCGUGCAGUUGGCAGCUCAGCCUGCUCAUUAGCUGUCUGCUCUAUGCCGGUCAAGUUCAGGCGAUCGGCGGCGGUGCGCAGAGCUCAACGGCAUCGACGGCGGCGCUGCUAACGGGCCAUCAGCUGGCGCCGUGGCAGACCACCGCCGCCUUUGCCACCCACACAGCAACAGCGGCAGCAACUGCGGCGCCCCCCGCCAGGAAUCUCUAUGCGCCCUAUCAGACCUUCAGCAAGCAGGACGACAUCAGCUUCAAGGAUGUGCGACAGCGCAACGAUGGCAGUGUAGUGCAAUCCUUUGGCUCCUAUCGCACGGCGCGACAAUCCACUGCAACUGCCACUGCAGCUGCCCCCGCCCAGCGUCGCUCCGAUGUCGAGAUCAUACCGGCGCCCAGUGUGGAGCUGCCCCAGAGUGACCUGAUCACCAUACCCAAGCAGCUGGUGCCCACGCUGCCGGAGAAUGUGACGCGACAGGGACGCCGACGCAACUACAUGUACAUCCCAUUGCAAACGGAGAGCGAUGCGAGUAGCUCAGCCUCGCUGCUGCAGCUGCGGCCCAGUCGCAAUGCCACGCUAUCCGCGCUGGGUCCCCCAGCCGAGGGCAUUGCUGCAGUCGCUCAUGAAUUCAGCGCUGAGCUGGCGGCUCAUGCAGCAGAGCACCAGCACCAGCACCAGCAGCAGCAGCAGUCGGUGCGCACGGAGCGCAGUGACCUGGUAGCUGCGGCCAGCACCACGGACAAGCUGGAGUAUGCCGAGCCGGAGCACACGAGCCGUCGCGUGGGCUUUCAGUUUCCCAGCUACAGCCUGAAGCCGGCCAAUCCCUUCUAUCCACAGGGCUAUCGUGAGGACAGUCCCAUUUUCGAGGAGAGCAGCGCCGGUGGCGUCGGUGGCUUGCCCUUCACCGAGGAUGCCGCGCCCACACAAUAUGAGCACGAGUCGCGGCAUACGCGUCAGCUAUACUUCGACUCGGAUGGCUCGCCGUCCAGCUUUGAGUUUCCCGGCCUGGUGGCCAACUCGAAGCCUCACACACUGAACGCCGCCGUCGCAGCUGGCAAACUUUAUCGAGAUGAUGUGACCAAGUUUGGAGACAUCAAUGGACCCAUUACUGCACUGCCAGGUCGCUUGCAGCGCGGCCUCUACUUUGGCGACACGGAGUUCCGCACCGGACCCAGUCCCAUGCGUCAGUUUGGACCGCAGAAGGCCUUCAAUGAGUACGUGGCGCCCGGCGACUAUCAGAGCUCGCGCAAGAGUCGCUACUUCCCCUACAAGUCGUCGCGCAGUCCCCGCGUGGUCUUCCCCAGCAACGACAAUGUGGGCACCACCGGACCCAGCGGCUCCAGCGCACCAUCCGGCACGGGUGUCUACUUUAGCGAUAAUAUUGCUUUCAGAGAUCAGAACUUUGGCAUCAACGAACUGGCCGCCGUGCAGGAUGUGCGUAACGAUUAUAGUCUACAGGAUUUGGAUAACGCUGCCGAGUCAACGAGCAGUCCACAGUCAGCCAGCACAUUCAAGGAGAAGGUCGACAUCACAACGGACAUGGAGUGUCAGCACCGUGGCGGUACUUGCGAGUUCUUUUUAGGCUGCUGGCUAUCUGGCGGCCUAAUACAGGGCACCUGCAAUGGAUUGCUGCGCGGCUGUUGCCAUCGCACGGCCAAAUCGGCCAAUUUACGCAGCUCGGACUAUGUGGGCAAUACGGUCGAUCUGACCGAUCUACCGCAAAAGAACUUUGGACCGGUCAACAACGAACCCAGCUGCGGCAUUUCACUGGCCAAGCAGACCGCCCAGCGCCGCAUUGUGGGCGGCGACGAUGCCGGCUUUGGCUCCUUUCCCUGGCAGGCCUACAUACGCAUUGGCUCAUCCAGAUGCGGCGGCUCGCUGAUCUCACGUCGUCAUGUGGUCACCGCCGGGCAUUGUGUGGCACGUGCCACGCCCCGUCAGGUGCACGUCACGCUGGGCGAUUAUGUAAUCAACUCGGCCGUUGAACCGCUGCCCGCGUAUACCUUCGGCGUGCGCCGCAUUGAUGUGCAUCCCUACUUCAAGUUCACGCCACAAGCGGAUCGCUUCGAUGUCUCCGUGCUGACCCUGGAGCGCACAGUGCACUUCAUGCCACAUAUAGCGCCCAUUUGCCUGCCGGAGAAGAAUGAGGACUUUCUGGGCAAGUAUGGCUGGGCCGCCGGCUGGGGCGCCUUGAAUCCGGGCUCCCGCUUGCGCCCCAAAACUCUGCAAGCUGUCGAUGUGCCCGUGAUUGAGAAUCGCAUCUGCGAGCGCUGGCAUCGACAGAAUGGCAUCAAUGUCGUCAUCUACCAGGAGAUGCUGUGCGCCGGCUAUCGCAAUGGCGGCAAGGAUUCCUGCCAGGGCGAUUCCGGCGGCCCGCUGAUGCAUGAGAAGAACGGCCGUUGGUAUUUGAUAGGCGUUGUCUCGGCGGGCUAUUCCUGUGCAUCGCGUGGACAGCCGGGCAUCUACCAUCGCCUGGCCUAUACGGUGGACUGGGUAUCCUAUGUGGUUGGCCUGACAGUCAACAUCUAAGCUAUGCCACGCGUCUCUUAUUUAUUUGAAACCCAACGCUUCAGAGCUCCAGCUUGCAGAAUGCUCUCCAUCAAGUGGAGUGCAAACGUUUUGUACAUAAUUCACUUUCCCAGCUUCCGCAUCUAUCGACUUUUCGCAUACUUUGUUUUUAAUUCUUAUUUAUAUAUUUAAUAAUUUUCAAAAAAAAAAAAAAAAAAAAAACUUUUGCGCAGCGCAAAGAAUGAUUAGAAGGAGACGGAAACUGCGUAUAUUAGAGCCUAGGAAUGACAACGCAUAUAUCUCUAGCUGGGAUAUAUAUCUAUGGGAUAUUCGAUAUGGGAUAUUCUGGUUAAGCGAUUUUCAAAAUACAUUUUAAAUUAAUUAUUAAUUAAUUGACUUAGUCAUAUGCGCUGUUACGUAAUUUUAAACUAUUUAUGAACUAAUUGUGUGUAA